GGGCUCGCUGCUGACGAAAUGGGGAGGGCGCGGGUGGGCCUCCGCGGAUGGGACUGCUCCAGAUGAAAGUUGGAGUGAGUGAAGUGCGGAGGGCGUUGUGAGAAGGUGCGAGGGAUAAGGCGGCGAGAAGAGCUGGAAGCCAGCGCGCGGAAAGUGGUGUCUGUUGGAGACAUGACUACCAAGAUCAUCAUCACGCCUGCUAGCCAUGGAACUAUCAAGACCAACACUGGAGGGAUGCCCAGAACGGUGCGGGUUGUAACAGUUGGAGGGCAACUGAACAGGAACCAGACCAAGGCAUCAGUGGUGACAUUGCCCGUGCCAGCCUCUGUUACCCGGGCGGUACAGGGAUCCAGAGGCGAAGCCCGCACAGUUGUCAAAAGGCUUUUCGAUGCUGACAGCGUCAAUCAGAGUCAGCUAACCAUGAUACCGAGUGCGCCAAGGAAACGGCAGAGACUUGACCACCUAACUUCUGAUCAGAAAAACCAAAGGCGGAAGUUGAAGAACAGAGUAGCAGCACAGACUGCUAGGGACAGGAAGAAAAUGCAAAUGGAUGUGUUGGAAAGCAGGGUGGCAAGUCUCGAACGCCAGAAUGAUGAACUUCUCCAGCAAAACAACUUUCUCAAAAAACAGAAUGAUCUGCUGAGCACCCAGAAUGCCCUGCUUCAAGAGCGUCUUCAAGAGCUGCCAGAGUCCAAGCCAAGCCAACUGGAGUCUGAGCCCAAGUUGAAUCAGCCUCAGCCAUCAGCAAUUGCCAUCACUGGCAGCAUGUCCUUUGAGUCUGCAGCACUCAUUAGUGGCCCUCAGCAGAAGGGACAGGACAUGCGGGUGCCGGCACUGCUGAUGCUGAGCCUGAUCAGCUGGGCCAGCUUCCAAGUGGCUCUGGCGACGGCAGGGAAUCAACAUGCUGACCUGCUUGAGCUCCUCACGGAAACACUGUUUGGAAAUGGAGAGACGCCUGAAGGAAGCCCGCAGCCCGCCGCCACUGACGUGGUGGGGGCCGCAGCAGAAGAGCUGGAGUCCGGCGAUGAUACGAUGAGUGAGGAGGAAGCGCCGGCGGCGCGGCUGGCGGCGCUGCUGGACGCGCCGGCCGGCCCCGAGGACGACCUGCUGGCUCAGCUGCUGCGCGGCGCUCAGCCAGACGAGCUGCUGGCCCUGCAGCAGGAGGCGGCCGUGCCCGAGUCGCCGCAGCCGUCGCCAGAAUCGCCCUCCCUACCGCCCUCGCCCGCUGACCACCGCGACCUUGACGACCUUGUCAAGGUCAAGACGGAGAUCGACGACUGGCCCAUGUUUGACGAGGAGCCCCUAGACAACCACUUUGAAGAUCAGUUUAUUUUGUUUCCGCAGCUCGUGCUGUAGACGUGUUAUUGCUAAAUGACUUAUCACGCAUCAUUUAAUGAUCACUGUUUUGUUUGUCAGACAAUGUUUUGAUAGUUUAUCACAUGAAAUGUCGAAUUAUUGGUGGGGCUGUGCAGGGGAUGCUGACCGGUGUCUUCAAAUAAAGCGCUCAGCGAGCGGGA
Messenger RNA from Pollicipes pollicipes, 1517 nucleotides. RefSeq names its product X box binding protein 1 (gene Xbp1). Bases 172 to 1356 code for a protein of 394 amino acids. The transcript has 4 exons. Gene Ontology annotation, biological process: regulation of DNA-templated transcription. Gene Ontology annotation, cellular component: nucleus. The record is from RefSeq and is a predicted model, not a curated record. Gene Ontology annotation, molecular function: RNA polymerase II transcription regulatory region sequence-specific DNA binding; DNA-binding transcription factor activity, RNA polymerase II-specific. NCBI's taxonomy places the organism in Eukaryota, Metazoa, Arthropoda, Thecostraca, Pollicipedomorpha, Pollicipedidae.